CUCUGCUCUCUUUCUUUCUCGCAUUCACACACUCACACACACUGGUCUGCACCUUGUUCAGGAUGCCUUCCUCCUCCAGCAUGAUUAGCUGGGGAAGGACGCGGCUCUUGUGGUGAUUGGAGGGGGGAGCGGCGCGGAGCUGGACCCAUGUCGUGGAAGCGGAACUACUUUGCUUCAGGCAGCAGCGGGCUGCAGGGGAUGUUUACCCCACGCACCAUGACCUCCAUCGCUCCAAGCAAAGGCCUGAGCAAUGAGCCGGGUCAGAACAGCUGCUUCCUAAACAGCGCACUGCAGGUCCUUUGGCAUCUCGACAUCUUCCGCCGAAGCUUCCGGCAACUGAACACCCACAAGUGCAUGGAGGACUCGUGCAUCUUCUGCGCUCUGAAGAGCAUCUUUGCCCAGUUCCAGUUCAGCAGUGAGAAGGUGCUCCCAUCGGACGCUCUGCGCAGCGCUCUGGCCAAAACCUUCCAAGACGAGCAGCGCUUCCAGCUGGGCAUCAUGGACGACGCGGCCGAGUGUUUCGAGAACCUCCUGAUGCGGAUCCACUUCCACAUCUCGGAUGAGACCAAGGAGGACAUCUGCACAGCCAAGCACUGCAUCCCACAUCAGAAGUUUGCCAUGACACUUUUCGAACAGUGUGUUUGUAAUAAUUGUGGAGCCACAUCGGAUCCUCUCCCCUUCAUUCAGAUGGUGCACUACAUCUCCACCACCUCUCUCUGUAACCAAGCUGUGCGAAUGCUGGAAUGUAAGGAGAAGCCCACGCCUGACAUGUUUGGAGAGCUUCUCCGCAACGCCAGCACCAUGGGCGACCUGCGAAACUGUCCGAGUAACUGUGGUGAGAUGUUACGGAUUCGGAGGGUUCUGAUGAACUGCCCGGAGAUCAUCAGCAUCGGCCUGGUGUGGGACUCGGAUCACUCUGAUCUAGCUGAAGACGUCAUCCACAGCCUGGGCACGUGCCUGCGAUUGGGUGAUCUGUUCUACCGUGUGACAGAUGAGAGGGCCAAACAAUCGGAGCUCUACCUUGUGGGCAUGGUUUGCUACUACGGCAAGCAUUACUCCACCUUCUUCUUCCAGACCAAGAUACGCAAGUGGAUGUACUUCGAUGACGCACAAGUGAAGGAGAUUGGACCUAAGUGGAAGGAUGUGGUGUCGAGAUGUAUAAAAGGCCACUACCAGCCACUUCUGCUGCUGUAUGCUGACCCCCGAGGGACACCCGUGUCAUCGCAAGACAUUCUGGCAGCGCAGCUGGACCUGCACCACAGUAGCAAGGCCGGCUAUGACAGCGAAGACUCCGGGAGGGAGCCCUCAAUUGCAAGUGACACACGCACAGACUCUUCCACAGACAGCUACAGCUACAAGCACUCACGUUCACACCAUGAGUCCAUGGCCUCCCAUUUCUCUUCUGACUCUCAGGGAACAGUGGUGUGUAAUCAAGACAGCAGCGGUUCCCAGAACAGCAUGGACACUGCAGGGGAGGUUCUUAAAGACCAGGCCACUCCCCUUUGUACGCCGAGGCCCUCUUCUACUGGCCAUCUGCAGGACUAUAAAGAGACUGUGAAUAUGAUCCACAGCAGACCCCUCUCAUCCUCCUCUAGCUCAGGGGUGGGCGGCUCGGAGGCUGGGGCGCGGGCGAGAGAUUGGGAAGACGAGAGCACCAGCAGCGAGUCCAAGUCCAGCUCCAGUGGAGGGUGCUAUCGGCCCACAUGGAGACCCAGAAGAGAGGCCCUGAACAUUGACAGUAUCUUCAGCCGGGAAAAGCAUCGGCCAGCCGGCUACGCCAUGCUCGGACCUUCCCCGCUGCCGGAAGACCCGAUGUCACCAGGGCACAGUGAGCUGGUCUCAGGGGCUGCUGCGGAGGGGUCAAACACUGCAGCAGCAGAGAUGGGGGGCAUGACCGAUGGCUCAGGGGGCGUGCCAGAAACGGAAGUGGAGCAUCUACCGAUCCCGCCACCUUUAAGAGGUGUGGAACAGCAGCCUCGGCUGAUCCAGAGGAUGGAGAGUGGCUACGAAAGUAGUGAGAGGAACAGCAACAGCCCCAUCAGCAUGGACAUGCCCCUCAGCGACAACCCAAGCACCAGUGCUCACAGGGACAGCGGCAGUAAGAGACCUGUGACUUCUGGGCCCUCCUGGCGCACAGUGCCCAAGUCCAAAAGCAGCAGUGCCAUCCUGCAAGACCUCAAAUCACCCACCUGGAGCAGCAGUCCACUGAGUUUGGGAGAGGGGCGCAGCGAGCUGGAUGAAUUGCAAGAGGAAGUUGCUCGCAGGGCCAGGCAGCAGGAGCUCCAGAGGAAGAAGGAGAAGGAGAGAGAAGCAGCGCAGGGCUUCAACCCCAGACCCAGCAAGUUCAUGGACCUGGACGAACUUCAGCACCAGGGGAAGGGGGGCAGUUUUGAGCACUGCCUGGCGGAGGCUGACUCUCUCUUAGAGCAGUCACUGCGCCUGGAGCAAGCUGGGGAUACAGCUACAGCCCUGGCGCUCUCCCACCAUGCUGUGUCUAAACUAAGAUUUUCCAUGCAUGAGGGCAGUGCUAACACUCAUAGCAGGACUAUGGCUGCUGACGCCAAGCUGCAAAAAUGCAUGAGGAGAGCGCGGGGCCUACAGCAGCGCAUGCAGCAACAGCAAGAGCAGCAGCAGGAGCCCAGCCGCCCACAGGGGCCCACCAGUGAACAGCCUGGCCCGGUCCAAGUAUUGUUGACAGCCAAUCAGGAAGAGGUCUGGGAGACCAAUCAGGAUUCUGUGCUUGGCCCACCCUCUCCUCAACACAUGAAAUCACCCUCCUCUUGUACAAACUCCCCAUCUCAGCCUUCUAGCCACCCAUCGCUCAAUCCCCGGCCUGCCUCUUCUCAGCCACAGCCCCAAGAGCGUGAUGAACACAACAAUUGGACAACCCAGAAUGAGGACGAAUGGGGUGGCAUCAGAUUAUCAGAUGUUCUCCAAGCAUCAGGCAUUCGGAUCAUGCCCAUACGCAAGCACCUUGCCAUAUCUCUGCCCUCUUUGCCCCUUGACUUCUGGGGUGUAUUGGGAGAGGACGAAGAGGUCUCCAGCUGUCAGCACCCUCAAUCUCCAAAUCCUCCUUUGUGGCAGGGCACUGCAGAUAGUCCAGACCAGAUACCCCAAUCCAGCAAUCCCAGUCCACCACCCGCCCCUGUUGAGGAGAAGGGGCCAGUGCCCCGAAGAGCCCCCAUAUGGCAACCCCUGUGUGCAUCUUCCCAGCCCUGCACCAAAUUGACCCCUCCAGUUGCUGCCCGUCAUUGGUCCUCUUGGAGCCUAGACCGUCCUGAUGCUGUUGUCAACCCCUAUGACACACCUCCUGAUCAGAACCAGCAGACAGGACCUGCCCUCUCUCAACACACACCUGGAAGACACCUUGCUCCUCACAGUCCCAUGAGCACCAGGAAGAAGAACAUCCCUAAGUACUCAAACUUUCAGAGCAGGGAGUUGGAACCCACAGAGGCUGAGGACCAGGAACUCUCUGAAUUGGACUCACUUUACCAGUCUAGUCUGCAGGCUGGCCCGGGUCCUGGCCGAGCCCUGCGUGGUACCAGCUCACCUGCUGUUUCGAGACCAGUACCUCCUGCUGCACGAAAGCUGCUCACUGGAGUCGGACGCUCUCGGACCCCCACGGCUGAACUUGAGAGAACCGCUUAUGGACCACCAGGUUGUUGCAGCCCUACUGGAUAUAUGAACAUGCCCCUGUCAGUGGCCCAUCAAGAGCCUCAGUCAGGAGAGGAAGACCAGUAUGAUGCGGAUCACCUGCGCCGUAUUGCUCGCAGCCUGAGUGGAACGGUCAUUGGCCGUCGCCAAAACCGUCUUGCCGUCUCCCGAAGCUUCGUGGCAAUGGUGCAGGAUGUUCGACAUCCUUUCCCCACAGUGGAUGUUCCAGACCAUGCUCACUACACCAUCGGCUCUGUCAUUCUGGCAGUGGGCAUCACCGGCAUGGUGGGAAACUUCUUGGUCAUGUAUGCCUUCUGCAAGAGUAGGAGUCUGAGAACACCUGCCGACAUGUUCAUCAUUAAUCUAGCUGUCACUGACUUUCUGAUGUGUGUCACUCAGAUGCCAAUCUUCUUCACCACCAGUUUGCACAAGCGAUGGAUCUUUGGGGAAAAAGGUUGUGAGUUAUAUGCAUUCUGCGGCGCUCUGUUUGGUAUCUGCUCAAUGAUCACACUCAUGAUUAUUGCAGUAGAUCGAUACUUUGUGAUCACUCGUCCUUUGGCCUCUAUUGGUGUUAUGUCACGCAAACGAGCCCUGUUGAUACUCUCUGCUGCUUGGGUGUACUCUAUGGGCUGGAGCCUGCCUCCGUUCUUUGGAUGGAGUGCGUAUGUCCCUGAAGGUCUGCUGACAUCCUGUUUGUGGGAUUACAUGACUUUCAGUCCUUCUGUACGAGCCUACACAAUGCUGCUCUUUACUUUUGUUUUCUUCAUCCCCCUUUUUGUCAUCAUGUAUUGCUACUUCUUCAUCUUCAGGGCCAUCCGAGAUACCAACAGAGCUGUGGGAAAAAUCAAUGGAGAAGGAGGACCCAGAGACUCUAUCAAGAAGAUGCAUCGAAUGAAGAAUGAAUGGAAGAUGGCAAAGAUAGCACUCAUAGUGAUCCUUUUGUAUGUCAUCUCCUGGUCUCCGUAUUCCUGUGUGGCUCUUACUGCUUUUGCUGUCUACAUGAACUCUGUGCCUGCUGUGAUUGCCAAAGCAUCCUCCAUCCACUACCCAAUCAUCUAUGCCAUCACUCACCCCAAAUACAGGUCUGCCAUUGCAAAGUAUAUACCAUGUCUGGGAGUCCUGCUGUGUGUGCCUCGUAGAGACCGGUUCAGCAGCAGUAGCUUUAUGUCCACACGACGCUCCACAUUGACAAGCCAGACCUCAGAGACCAGCAGCAACCUGCACCGUGCCGGGAAGACACGCUUGUCCUCUGUGUCUGACAGCGAGUCGGGCUGGACGGACACAGAGGCCGAUCUCUCCAGCGUGAGUUCACGCCCUGCUAGUCGUCAGGUCUCAUCUGACAUCCGUAAAGAUUUGUCAGACUUCAAGUACACCAGCUCUCUGAGGCUGAAGGUCAAGAGCAGAGACUCGGGUAUCUUCGACAGAACCUCUGCCCAGAGUCUAACUGAGCCAAACUUGAACCGGACCUGUACAUACAUCAGCGCAAAUAUGGUCUCAGAGAACGUUGAUGAGAAAAGACCGUUGGCUCGGAUCCCUUCCAUCAUUGUGACGACAGAGUCCAGUCCUGCCCUCCUCUCAGAAGGUCGCAGCGGCGGCCCAUCCAGACAGCUCCCAGGUGCUUCGGUGGAGGCAGCCUCUGUCACUGCGAAAGCUGCUGGGAUUGACUGAAUAUGGGCUGCACUACCACUUAUUUAAACUUCAGGACACCAUCUUAACUGACUCUUGGACAUCUGACUUAUCCCUUCUUCCUUUUUGUCUCCUUUACACAGGGCUCAAAAAUGAACCUGCAUGCAAUUACAGCUGACACCUGAAAUUUGGCUGCAUUGUAUUUGUUGUACUUUUGCCUGUUUUGAGAUGAAAAAUGGGCAACCACAGGCUACGGGGUAAACAGGGUCAUUAUUUUUACAGGACACCCUUUAAGGCUUCUUUCAGUGGUGUGGAGAUAAUCCUCUCCUCUCAGGGAAGAAUAUGACAGUUCUGUGGGGAAAGCAGCGAUCAGUGUCUCAGUUAUGGAUUGACACUGCUCAGAAUAUGUAUUCAGAUACAUCCAUCCCUGUUUCAUCCAUAAAAAGGUUGUGCUGUAGGCCAUAGGAAUAAACAGUUCCCUGCGUCUGCACAAGAUCAAAAACAACACAAUGUGACGUGAAGAUUCAAACGCCUAGUUUUUACAUAGCCAGAAAUUUUGUUCUAUGAAAGGUAGAGCCUUGUCUACAGGUGUAAUCACUCUAGGACAGAAAAGUUGAUAUUUUAAUGUUUCUUUAAAGGUCAAG
Molecule: messenger RNA, 5924 nt
Organism: Sinocyclocheilus rhinocerous
Lineage: Eukaryota; Metazoa; Chordata; Actinopteri; Cypriniformes; Cyprinidae
Product: inactive ubiquitin carboxyl-terminal hydrolase 54-like
Exons: 27
Coding region: 148-5322 (1724 amino acids)
Biological process (GO): G protein-coupled receptor signaling pathway; protein deubiquitination
Cellular component (GO): membrane
Molecular function (GO): cysteine-type deubiquitinase activity; G protein-coupled receptor activity
Source: RefSeq, a predicted model, not a curated record